UACUAUGUCCGAUUCGUCAAAAAGAAAUUUGAUUAAGGAGCUAGGAGGAGCACUUGGAGAAAACUUAAUCAAGGACAUUUGCAGUGGAAAAAAUGGCAAAUUUAAUGGCGAUAAUCUUGACAUAAGGGUCAAUACCAAUGAUAUACGAAUGACCAACAAAGACAAGCAUUACCAUUUCUUUGCUUCAAAUUUUGUAAUGGAUAGAGUGAUACCGGAAAUUUGUGCUGUUCCGGAGGCACCUGCUGAGUUUACACCAGAUGUAGAUUGACAUAACUUUUUUCUUAGUGACACUGAAGUAACAGUUUACAAAGACAGUUUGAAAGUUCUUCUCGGAAGGGUCAUGGCAGAAAAUAUUCCUGCAUUUGAGUGGUUUUCAAAGGUAAUACCUGGACAUAUUCCCCAUCUCUAUCAGGAGGAAAUGGCCAAGCCUUCAAUAAUACAUCCCUUGCCCUUGUCCUUGAACAAUGAGUGUUCAUAUGAAGGUUGUCUCAAAAUACUACAGGAAUAUACUGAAUGGAUUAACAAAUGGUACAGAAAAGCAGGCAGAGCAAGUGAGUUAGAAGGACUCCAAGUUCCUGUAGGUGGGGACCAGUUAACAAGAGUAAGAUUUCAAGGUGCAAAAGCAUUGCGUGCUGGUUGCCACACCAUACAGGAGCGGAUGGAACAACUUAAUCCCAUCAUCAUUGAGUUGUUUCACACUUUACAGGACUUUAUAGAGAAAAUGUGCAAGAAGUUCUUGAAAUUAAACCAAGGGAGAGAUGUGGGAACUUUGGCCAACCUUAAAGUAGAAAUCCAAAGGACAAAUGUAAAUGGAAAUGUGAAAAGUAGAUUUAAGGCACAUGAAGAUUUUUUCACUUCUGUGGGCCAUUCAUACUUCCUGACUUACAUAAUGGAGAAGUUUCAUAUGGCCAAUUUGUCUGACAAACCUGUGCAUGAUGCUGUUCCUGAUAAUAUUGCCAAACUUCAUCUGACAAGAAAAAAGGCCAUUUUUGAUGAUCUGCUGAAUGAAAUUGUAGCAGACCUGUAUAUUCCAUUUAAAACUCAGGUCAGUAUGAUAUUGUUGGUAUGA
Molecule: messenger RNA, 1069 nt
Organism: Saccostrea echinata
Lineage: Eukaryota; Metazoa; Mollusca; Bivalvia; Ostreida; Ostreidae
Source: RefSeq, a predicted model, not a curated record